This is a messenger RNA of Dissoconium aciculare CBS 342.82, 810 nucleotides long. RefSeq lists its product as uncharacterized. The annotation marks the transcript as partial. NCBI's taxonomy places the organism in Eukaryota, Fungi, Ascomycota, Dothideomycetes, Mycosphaerellales, Dissoconiaceae. The transcript has a single exon. The record is from RefSeq and is a predicted model, not a curated record.
AUGGCUUCUAGCGAAAGUUCGUGGCUCUUGCCUGGCGCAGGCGUCACCAAAGGCUACGACAGCGAAAGCCAUUCUUUUCGGAUAUGUGUCGUCUUCUUCUCCGGCCUGGCAGUAUACAAUGCAGUGGAACUGGUGGUCAUGAUCCUGCUAAGCUUCCGCCGAUAUCGAGGGCUCUACUUCUGGUCGUUGAUGCUGGCAAGUCUGGGUAUCACGCCUUACGCCAUGGGCUUUCUCAUCAAGUAUCUAGCUAUCUUCCCUCCUGUUGGUGCCAACAGCAAUGCUCGCUGGCUAGCUAUCGUGCUCCUUACUAUGGGCUGGUGGCCUAUGGUCACAGGUCAAUCAGUCGUGUUAUGGUCACGGCUGCACUUGGUAGCAGGCAGGGGCGCGCGCGGUCAGCGCAUCCUGCGUAUCACAAAAUGGAUGAUCAUCAUCAACGCUGUCGUUCUACAUAUACCGACGACUGUCCUCACUUUCGGCGCCAACGGGAUUGACUCCAGCACGAAAUUUGGGCUCGCUUAUAACAUCAUGGAGAAAAUCCAAAUGGCGGGCUUCUUCGUUCAAGAAACCAUCCUAUCGUCCAUCUACAUCUUCGAGACGAUUCGACUACUCCAGGUAUCACUCCAAGAAGGCACGCGCAAGACCAUGAAGCAGCUGAUUGCUAUCAAUGCAAUCAUCAUCAUCAUGGAUCUUGUCAUACUCGGACUGGAGGGCGCAUCACUGUACAUCCUCCAAACGCUACUCAAGGGCAUCAUAUACUCCGUCAAGCUCAAAUUGGAGUUCGCAGUUCUUGGAAAGCUGGUGAAACACGUA